Messenger RNA from Nelumbo nucifera (sacred lotus), 1627 nucleotides. RefSeq names its product mitogen-activated protein kinase kinase kinase 18-like. Gene Ontology annotation, molecular function: protein kinase activity; ATP binding. The record is from RefSeq and is a predicted model, not a curated record. NCBI's taxonomy places the organism in Eukaryota, Viridiplantae, Streptophyta, Magnoliopsida, Proteales, Nelumbonaceae. Gene Ontology annotation, biological process: protein phosphorylation; signal transduction.
CCCUUGUAUAAAUACUUUCCCGGUCUCAAUUCAAAUCCACAACAAAACUUUCUCACUUUCUAUUUCUUUGCUCUCUCUCUUUAGAAUGGAAAAGAAACAGCAGCACCAGCUUCGAUGGAUCAGAGGGAAUUGCAUAGGAAAAGGUUCGUUUGGGACCGUCAGUCUCGCAGAGUCCGACGGUCGACUCUUUGCAGUGAAGUCCGUCAAUCCGAAUUCGUCCAUCCCUUUUCAACACGAAUCUUUGGAGAACGAGAUUAGAAUUCUCAAGUCUCUAUCUUCGCCUUACGUGGUGGAGUACCUCGGCGAUGACAUAACACACGAGACCGCCACUACAUCGUAUCGGAAUCUGCACAUGGAGUAUUUGCCCGGAGGUACCAUUGCUGACUUGGCCACCCAGUUUGGCGGGAAAGGUUUGGAGGAACGCAUUGUACGGUCCUACACUUGGUGCAUCGUCUUUGCUUUGAGCUAUGUGCACUCCAGGGGCAUCGUCCACUGCGACGUCAAGGGCAGGAAUGUUCUGGUGGAUUCCGCUCUCGGCGUCGCAAAGCUUGCUGAUUUUGGCUCCGCCAAGCGGGUCUCCAUCGGAGACGCCAAUUCCGAGGACGAAGGGUUGAUCUUGCCUCGAGGGAGCCCGCUCUGGAUGGCGCCAGAGGUAAUUCGACGGGAGCGGCAGGGUCCGGAAGCUGACGUCUGGUCGUUGGGUUGCACGAUUAUCGAGAUGAUCACGGGUAAGCCGGCGUGGACAGAUUGUGGAGAUGCCGCGGCAACGAUGUUUAGGAUCUGUUUCUCCGAUGAAUUGCCGGAGGCUCCAGCUCAAUUGUCAGAAUUGGGUCGCGAUUUCCUUAGUAAAUGCCUGAAGAGGGAACCAAGCGAAAGGUGGAGUUGCGAGCAGCUUUUACGCCACCCAUUCGUAUCGGCCGGUACCAUUACGGAACCAUCGCCACGGUGCGUAUUAGAUUGGUCUAGUUCGGAAUUUUGCGACGACGGAGACGAAGAUGAAGUACUACAGGAAGAAGAAGAAGAGGCAGAAAUCGGUAACAAUUGUGUUUCGCACGACUCAGUUUCCAACUUUGAAGUUUCUGCGAGAGAGAGGAUUAGGGAAUUAGCUACUGAUAGGAGAGUACUUUGGGAAUCGGAUGGUUGGGAGGUGGUGAGAAGGCCGGGUUCGGUCUGUGACAGGGGAAGAGGUGGGUGUGGUGGUGGUGGUGGAGAGGGAAGAGAAGGGACAAGUUCGGAAUACUCGAAUUUGAUUGAAAACAGGGAGGAAAGAACAGGAGCAAGUUCAGAAUCUGGGAAGUUGAUGAGUGGUGGAGAAGAAAUUGAAGGGACAUGCUCGGAAUAUUUAAAUUCUAUUGUAAGUUGCUUUAGAGUUGGAGGGGAGUGGCCAUGUCUCGUAAUUACCUGCUGUGGUAGUAGUUACAGCAGCAGCAGCAGUUGUGGUUACAGAGAUGGUUCGAGUUGUCAGCAUGGCUUGCAAGGGGAAAAGAUGGGCUUUUACUUUUACAGUUGGUGUAAAUUAUUGUUAUCUUUGUUGAGUCACAUAAUGAAAAUUCAGAUUCCAGUUAAUAUGAUUUUUAUUUUUGGUUCCAGUUCAGAAAACCAUAACUUCACAAUCUCUCUCUCUUGA